This is a messenger RNA of Salvelinus fontinalis (brook trout), 3983 nucleotides long. It is a transcript of the gene slc2a6, whose product is annotated as solute carrier family 2 member 6. Gene Ontology annotation, biological process: transmembrane transport. The record is from RefSeq and is a predicted model, not a curated record. Gene Ontology annotation, molecular function: transmembrane transporter activity. Gene Ontology annotation, cellular component: membrane. The coding region runs from base 156 to 1619 and encodes 487 amino acids. The transcript is spliced from 11 exons. Lineage: Eukaryota; Metazoa; Chordata; Actinopteri; Salmoniformes; Salmonidae.
UGCCACAGACUGGGGAUUUAUAUUCUCCUUCCUUCCUAUGACAACCCAAUGGAAUUUGUUGUGAUUGCAGAACUCUAGUUUCACUUUCAGCUUGUUAAAUGACAAUAGCUUUAGAACUAGUUUAAGACUUAUUCGGACAGGUUGCAACAAGGAAAAUGGACGAGAAAACACCGCUAAUAAUCAAGCCCACAUCGCGCACAAGCAAUGCCAGGCUAUACCUCGCAGUUUUUUCUGCUGUUUUGGGGAAUUUCAAUUUCGGCUAUUCCUUGGUGUACCCCUCUCCAGUGAUCCCUCAACUCAAAAACAGUGAUAACCCCCAAUUGAGGAUGGACACAGAACAGAUAGCCUGGUUUGGGUCUAUUUUCACACUGGGGGCUGCAGCAGGAGGACUUGGUGCCAUGUUUCUGAAUGACCUGAUUGGCCGGAAGUUGAGCAUCAUGGUGUCAGCAGUCCCCUCAACAGUCGGGUACAUUAUGAUGGGAGGGGCACAGGCUACUUGGAUGCUACACCUGGGCAGGUUCCUGACUGGUAUCGCUGGUGGCAUGACUGCUGCUUCCAUACCUGUGUAUAUAUCGGAGAUCUCCCACCCCAAAGUUAGGGGAGCUUUGGGAUCGUGCCCUCAAAUCACUGCUGUGUUUGGAGCCCUGUCACUCUAUGCCCUUGGGCUGGUGGUUCCAUGGCAGUGGCUGGCUGUGGUGGGGGAGAUCCCAGCUCUGCUCAUGCUGCUGCUGCUGUGCUUCAUGCCCAGCUCUCCCCGCUACCUCAUCAUCUGUGGCAAACAGGAGCAGGCCUGCAAGGCCCUGGAGUUUCUGAGGGGGCCCGACUCAGACUUCAUGACAGAGUUCAACAGGAUUGAACUCAGUAUCUCGUCUCAGGAAAGAAUCAGGUGGUCCGAUUUGACAACACCAUUCUACUACAAGCCCAUCCUGAUCUCCAUAGUGAUGAGGUUCCUUCAGCAGAUGACUGGCAUAACUCCCAUCCUGGUGUAUCUGGAGCCCAUCUUCCAGAAGACUGAUGUCUUCCUGGAACCUAAGUAUGAUGCUGCGCUGGUGGGAGCAAUUCGGCUGCUGUCUGUGGUGAUUGCUGCCAGUUUGAUGGACAAGGCCGGAAGGAAGGCCCUCCUCUAUACCUCAGGGUUCCUGAUGUUUCUCGCUACCCUUACAAUGAACAUGUACUCCUACACCACCCCCUGCCCCUCCGGUAACCUGACUGGUACUGUGCUCCCCACAGACCUCAUAGCACAGCAGGGGGAAGCUGCCUUCAACACCAUCACCCUCAUCCCAUUAAUAAGCACCAUGGUCUUUAUAUUUGGUUAUGCUCUGGGAUGGGGCCCAAUCACUUGGCUUCUGAUGUCUGAGAUCUUGCCUCUGGGAGCACGGGGGGUCGCGUCAGGCCUGUGUGUGGGGGUCAGCUGGUUGACUGCCUUUGUCUUGAGUCAUGUCUUCAUUCAUGUGGUGGAGACCUAUGGACUGUUUGUUCCGUUCCUGUUCUUCUCGGUGGUGUGUGUGGUGAACAUCAUUUUCACCGCCGUGUAUGUCCCUGAGACCAGGAACAGGUCACUGGAGGAGAUUGAGAACUAUUUCCGGACUGGACGCAGUUUCACCAUCAUUGACACAUAGCACCUGUUUGCUGUUGAUUACUGGAGCAUUGUGGACUUAGUGGACUUCAUCAACAUGAUGCAGUCAUUUGUAUGAAUUGAUUUUAUUCAGGUGUUCAGUUCCGUGAUUUAAAUGUUUGUUAAAGGACAAAGACACUGUUCUUGGAUCUUAAUGAUAUAGUUUUAUUAAUCACUCAUACAUACUGUAUAUUUCAUUGUAAAAGGACAUUACAUAUAUACACAUGUGAAAAUACCAUGGUCUGCCUGUCAACUUCAUGUACCUGUAACAAAAGGUUAUAGGGAAUGGAGGUCAGACUGUCAAAGUAACACACAGAUAAACCAGUUUCAGAAUUAGAUGCCUUAAUUCCCUUUAGGUAUUCAAACUCGCCCUUACCCUUUGCCUUCUUCCACAAACAGCAAUGAGACAUUUUCUUUUACAACAAAAAAGAGUGAAGAUGAUCAUACACAAUUACAGUGGCAAGAAAAAGUAUGUGAACCCUUUGGAAUUACCUGGAUUUGGUCAUCAAAUUUGAUCUGAUGUGCUUAAACUAAUAACACACACAUUAUUGUAUUUUUCUUGUCUAUAUUGAAUACAUAAUUUAAACAUUCAUAGUGUAGGUUGUAAAAAGCAUGUGAACCCCUAGGCUAAUGACUUCUCCAAAAGCUAAUUGGAGUCAGGGGUCAGCUAACCUGGAGUCCAAUCAAUGAGACGAGAUUGGAGAUGUUGGUUAGAGCUGCCUUGCCCUAUAAAAAACACUCACAAAGUUUCAGUUUGCUGUUCAAAAGAAGCAUUGCCUGAUGUGAACCAUGCCUCGAACAAAAUAGAUCUCAGAAGACCUAAGAUUAAGAAUGGUUGACUUGCAUAAAGCUGGAAAGGGUUACAAAAGUAUCUCUAAAAGCCUUGAUGUUCAUUAGUCCACAGUAAGACAAAUUGUCUAUAAAUGUAGAAAGUUCAGCACUGUUGCUACUCUCCCUAGGAGUGGCCGUCCUGCAAAGUUGACUGCAUGAGCACAACGCAGAAUGCUCAAUGAGGUUAAGAAGAAUCCUAGAGAGUCAACUAAAGACUUACAGAAAUCUCUGGAACAUGCUAACAUCUCUGUUGACAAGUCUACGAUACAUUAAACACUAAACAAUAAUGGUAUUCAUGGGAGGACACCACAGAAGAAGAAACUGCUGUCCAAGAAAAACAUGGCUGCACGUCUGAAGUUUGCAAAAGUACACCUGGAUGUUCCACAGCGCUACUGGCAAAAUAUUCUGUGGACAGAUGAAACUACAGUUGAUUUGUUUGGAAGGAACACACAACACUAUUCUGUGGAGGGAGCAUCAGUUUGGGGCUGCUUUGCUGCCUCAGGGCCUGGACAGCUUGCUAUCAUCGACGGAAAAAUUAAUUCUGAAGUUUAUCAAGACAUUUUGCAGGAGAAUGUUAGGCUAUCUGCCACCAAUUGAAGCUCAACAGAAGUUGGGUGAUGCAAAAGGACAACGACCCAAAACACAGAAGUAAAUCAACAACAGAAUGGCUUCAACAGAAGAAAAUACGCCUUCUGGAGUGGCCCAGUCAGAGUCCUGACCUCAACCCGAUUGAGAUGCUGUGGCAUGACCUCAAGAGAGCAGUUCACACCAGACAUCCCAAGAAUAUUGCUGAACUGAAACAGUUUUGUAAAGAGGAAUGGUCCAAAAUUCCUCCUGACCGUUGUGCAGGUCUGAUCCACAACUACAGAAAAUGUUUGGCUGAGGUUAUUGCUGCCAAAGGAGGGUCAACCAGAUAUUAAAUCCAAGGGUUCACAUACUUUUCCCACCCUGCACUGUGAAUGUUUACACGGUGUGUUCAAUAAAGACAUGAAAAAGUAUAAUUGUUUGUGUGUUAUUAGUUUAAGCAGACUGUGUUUGUCUAUUGUUGUGUCCUAGAUGAAGAUCAGAUCAAAUUCGAUGACCAAUUUAUGCAGAAAUCCAGUUAUUUCCAAAGGGUUCACAUACCUUUUCUUGCCACUGUACAUCUAGACGGUGUUGGGGAAAUAGUUUACCCAGCUACCCACAAAAUACCAUGUUGGUUUGCCAUUUCAUUACAAACCCUGUUUUAUUUCCUGGUCGUUUGGUAUUCUGUUCCCUUUCCACUUAAAAAUACAAGCUGCUUCUGACAUUGCUGCCUCUUUAGGCUCGUUUCCAUCAGUAUGGUGGAAAAAAGAUGGCACCAUGAGGAAGGAAAAUUAUUUGGAUAUAUUGAAGCAACAUCUCAAGACAUCAGUCAGGAAGUUAAACAUUUUGUUUGCAAAUGGGUCUUCCAAAAGGACAAGGACCCCAAGCAUACUUCCAAAGUUGUGGCAAAAUGGAUUAAGGACAACGAAGUUGACAUUUCACAUUCUUAAAAUAAAGUGGUGAUCUUAACUGA